Messenger RNA from Rhinocladiella mackenziei CBS 650.93, 912 nucleotides. RefSeq lists its product as uncharacterized. NCBI's taxonomy places the organism in Eukaryota, Fungi, Ascomycota, Eurotiomycetes, Chaetothyriales, Herpotrichiellaceae. The coding region runs from base 1 to 912 and encodes 303 amino acids. The transcript is spliced from 2 exons. The record is from RefSeq and is a predicted model, not a curated record.
AUGUCUCAAUUGCAGACCUUCAUUCAUUCAUCUAGCGAGAAGGGUCUUUCGAGUGUCUCGACCCUGGUCGUGGGCUGCAAUGUCUGCGUUCUCUUUGAUCCACCGUUUUUGAUCCCAGAUGCCGAUUCGGUGGUCGAAUGGAUCAAGAAAACGACGCCGGUGCCGCUGACGGCCGUCUUCGUCACACACCAUCACCCUGACCACUACUUCUCCGCCAACCCGAUUCUCGAAGCAUUUCCAGCUGCAACGUUGUAUGCCGCCCCCUAUGUCUGCGCGGGAAUCGAUCGGGAGUACGAUGAGAAGAUCAAGUACUGGCCCUCGGUGUUUGGAAAGGAGAACGUCCCUGCCAAACCGCGGAAGCCGACCCCUUUCGAAUUUAGCUUUUUCCAAUUAGACGGCAACCCCAAGUCGCCUAUCGUCCUCCUGGGUCCACUACAAGGGGACUCGGUCGACCAUACAUUGUUCUGGCUGCCUCAGGAGAAGGUCAUCAUCUGCGGGGAUGCUGUCUACGCCAGGAGCACUCAUGUUUGGGUUGAAGAGGUCGAGACUCCACAGAUUCUUGAAGCAUGGCAGAAAACCCUUGAUGUGAUCGAAGCCAUCGGCGCCGCGAAGAUCAUUCCUGGCCACCUUGAAGCCGGCUGGGAAUUGGAUGCGACCGAGGAUAUGGCGCAUAUGCGAAAGUAUCUAAAUUUAUUUUCCGAAAAGGUGACUUAUGCGAAAUCGAAGCCACAAAUCAAGGAUCUGGUCAUGACGUUCAAAGAUGCAUUUCCUCAGGCAGACAAGAACCUGGACUUCUUCCUGGGCCAUUUGUCAAACCAGUUCGGAGAAGGGGGAGAAAUCUGGGAGGAGAAUAGACACCACAAUGUAGGAGCAAGGAAGAAGGAGCAAUUGGAAGGGUUCUUGCUGCGGUGA